CGAUCAAAACAUUCAUAGUCGUUACUACGUUUGAAAAUGGAAAACGAGAGAGAUUCUGUCGUAAAUUCAUCGUCUAUAAUUGACCUUAAAGCAGAGCUCUUCAGAAAACAGGAGGAAUUUAAAAGGCAGCAACUUCAGCACAAGAAUGCAAAUGUUAUCAAAGGGAAGACUGUAGAAAAAAAAGCUUCAAUAUGGAGCAAAAAGAACAAGGGUGUGUUAGAGAGAAAUCACAAAGACUUGGAGGAGAAGAUAGAAGAAGCAAAUGAAUUUGAAAAAUCAAAAAAAUCUUUAGAGGCCAAGGCAAAAUUGUACGAGAAGAUAACUUGUGGAGGAGAUAUCCCAGAGGAAGAUGGAAGUCAAGUCUACCUAGUGGACUUCCAGAAGAAGGCCAUUGACAGGAUAGUGGAAGACAGAGAUCAGAAGAGGAAGGAAGAGGAGGAAGAGAGGGAACGACAAGAGGAGGAACUUUUGAGAAAAGCUGUAGUUCCUCCUCCAGCCAGCAAAGAAGAGGAAUGGGUGGAUUAUGUAGAUGGAUUUGGAAGAUCAAGACGUUGUAUGAAAAAGGAUCUGCCACAUCUGAUGAAACAAGACCAGAAGAUCCAUGAAAAUGACAGAGACUCCAGUAUGAAGGUUGACAACAGGUCUGCUGAGAUGGUAUCCAAUGAUAUGUACAAAGAAAUGCUGAGGCAAAAAUGGGAAGAGGAGGAAAAAGCAGCCAUGGAUCAGCCCAUUCACUACUCCAACGUCCAGUACGAUGAAGUCCGAACGCAUGGUGUGGGAUUUUAUCAGUUUGCAAAAGAUGAGGAGUCAAGAAAAGAACAGCUGGAUUCCUUAAAAGAUAUACGAGAAAAGACUAAAGACGAGAGAAAUCAUAGAGAGAAAAUCAAAGAGAAAAGAAAGGCUAUCAUGGAGGCCAGACUUGCCAAAGUGAAACAGAGAAAAAUGAAAAGGGAGGGAAUCACAGAUCUUCCUGGAGGAAAAGAGGAUGAUGAAGACAGCAUAGGUCCAAAACUCAGUGAAGCAACACAGGAAGAGAAAUCAGAGAAAGUGGUACCAGUAAAGAAGGAACCAGUAAAGAAGGAACCAGAAUUGCUGAUGAGGGACGACAGUCUCCGAGGAACUGGGUCGCAGAGGGAGUGGGAUAAGGGCAAAGAGAAGCUAUUCCCUAUGUCGAGUGAGCAGAAAUAUUUUGAAAGCAGACGAGAUGAAAGAAAUGCCGAUUUUGCUCCCCCAUCAAUGUACUUCAACACGGACAGUUCUGCUGGAAGCAACCAGAUACGAAACACAGCGACAGCAAGCCCUGUGAAAUUGGAAAAGAAAAUAGCUGACGAACAAAUUUCCGAUUUUUUAUCCCAGGAAAGAUUAAAGACUCAACAAGAUGUUGGUGGGAAUUCAGAACCCAUUUCUCCUUACAAUACAGGUUCAGCAUCAUCCACAUUGGAUGGGAUUCAGCAGCACCCCUUAAAGACAGGACCUGAAUUUACAAAUCCACAAACUGAACCCGAACAUGUGCAAGACAUACCCCUUCCACAAGGCAGGAAGAGCCCUGAUCCACCAAACUCCAGCAAUAGCAGUCACACACAAAAUCUAAAUCCAAAUUUCUCCCAGUAUCCUCCACCUAAUCUUCCACUACAGCAAGGAACAUUUUAUGUACCAACACAUCUUCCACCCCCUGGUUAUAGUCAGUCAGAAGUGCCCCCUUUCCAGCAAUGGCUUCAGCCACCCAUCAAUGUGAUGCAGUAUCACCCAUCCAUUUCUUCCACAUAUUAUCCACCCACCUCUAGUUAUUCUGUGUCUUCCAUCCUCCAGGAAAAUCACAGUACUGAAAUGACUGGAAGUCCACAAACAUCAGUAGUUAGUGAUACUGUGGGGACUUGUGAUUCCGUUCAAUCAACAGCAAAACCCACUAGAUAUAAUAUUGUUGAUCCUCGUCUUAUUCAAAAUGAGGAAGUUUUAGAAUCCACCCCUCAAAACUUUACACCACUGGAAGAGAACGUUGAAGAGCAUAACUAAGAAAGACCUACAGUAUGUUGCCAUAUUAAUGAAUGUAUCGUGUUGCCGAUUUUUAUUUAAAAUAAAAUGGUAGCGUUUUACCACUA
Ostrea edulis (European flat oyster) is the source of this 2099-nucleotide messenger RNA. Its product is annotated as coiled-coil domain-containing protein 174-like. The record is from RefSeq and is a predicted model, not a curated record. Gene Ontology annotation, cellular component: nucleus. The coding region runs from base 37 to 2013 and encodes 658 amino acids. The transcript has 11 exons. NCBI's taxonomy places the organism in Eukaryota, Metazoa, Mollusca, Bivalvia, Ostreida, Ostreidae.